AUGAGUCCCAAGAUGAAGUUGGUCCUACUGGGUUUGAUCAUUCUGUUACAAUUCCAAGGCCUGAAAAGUUGUUUGGAAGAGGAGAGGAUGGGUCUGUUGCAAUUCAAGUCAUUCAUUGAAUCCGAUGGGUAUGAUGCUGAUAAUCUUUUCCCUUCAUGGGUUAAUGACCCAAAGAGCGAUUGCUGUGGUUGGGAGAGAGUCACCUGCAACUCUACUACCGCUCGUGUCAUCCAACUUUCCCUCAACAAUACAGGGCCAUAUUAUUUUGGGCAUUUAAACUUUGCUUUAUUUCAGCCUUUUGCAGAGCUCACAACUCUCGAUUUGUCCUCCAAUGCCAUAGUUGGUUGGAUAGGGAACCAAGGGUCAGAAAGCUCCUUACGACUUAAACAGUUGGAGAUUUUGGAUCUUUCUGGGAACAAUCUCAACAAGAGCAGCCUAAAACAAUUGAGUUCACUUAAAUCCCUUAAGAGUCUGAAUCUCAGUGCCAAUAACAUGGGAGGAUUUUCAUAUAACUGGCGAGGACAAUUUUAUCCUAUUCUUGCAGACCAACGAGAAACGAUUCCCGUCCAAGAAUUAUCCGCUUUCGAAAACCUGGAGACGCUGGAUUUAAGUUCAAAUGGGCUCGUUGGCAGCACACUGACGGCACAAAAUUCUAAAAGUCUGUGUAAGCUUAAUAAGCUGAAGUACCUAGACCUGAGCCAGAAUUCCAUGAACAAGGAUAGUAUGAGGUUUUUGGGAUUACUCUCAUCCCUGAAGCACCUUGACCUAUCAUUCAACGAAUUGGAAGGCCCCCUUUCAGAUGCAGAACUAGCGAGUCUAAAAAACUUGGAGGUGCUUAAUUUGUAUUGGAAUUACCUCAAUGGAACUUUGCCAAUCCAAGAGUUGAUGAGGUUUAGUAGUCUGGAGAUAUUAGAUUUGAGCUACAAUCAUUUUGAAGGGUCCAUCACUCCAAAUAUAGGGAAGCUAUCCAAUCUCAAGGCAUUCUCCGUUGCUCGGAAUUUGCUUGCCGGUUAUUUGCCAUUAGGUAUAUGCCAAUUGAAGAGACUUCAAGAGUUAGAUCUUAGCCAAAAUUAUUUUGGAGGGAUCAUUCCUCCUUGUCUGACCAAUUUAACGUCUAUUGGGCUGUUAGAUCUCUCAAACAACAAUUUUAGUGGAACCUUUUCAGUGUCUUUGAUACAGAACCUGACAUCUUCUCGAUAUUUUGAUUUUAGUUUUAACGAUUUUGAGGGUUCAUUAUCGUUAAGCUUGUUUCAAAAUCACUCCAAGCUUGAAGUGCUCCAAAUCAUAAGUAACAAUGGUAAAUUGGAGAUUGAUUCUGAGAGUCCUCCAGGGUGGUUUCCUUCGUUUCAACUAAAGGUUUUGGCACUAUCUAACUGCAGUCUGAACAAGCUGACCAACCGUAUUCCUAGUUUUCUCAGUUACCAGUUUGACUUGCAGAUAGUUGAUCUUUCUCACAACAAGUUGCGUGAAACUUUUCCUGGUUGGUUGUUGGAAAACAAUACCAACCUAGCAAUUCUGGAACUGAGUAACAACUUUUUCAUCGGGGAAUUUCAAUUACCUUCAUACUCUAUGAUCAACACUGUAAUGAUGGAUGUAUCAGGCAAUCAAAUUCAUGGGAUUCCGGAGAAUAUUGGGAAAAUCCUUUUACAGUUGGAGUAUCUGGAUUUAUCAAGAAAUACUUUUGAACAAGAUAUUCCAUCUUCCAUUGGUGACAUGAGAAAUUUGCAGGUGCUGGAUUUGUCUUAUAAUAAUUUCUCUGGAGAAAUACCGAAGGAACUGAUCGCUGGUUGCUCUGAUUUGCACAUUUUAAUAUUAUCUGGUAACAAACUUCAUGGACAGAUUUUUCCUGCGCUCUACAACUUAAGUCAAUUAGGAGUGCUGCAGUUAAAGGAUAAUUACUUCUGUGGAAAUCUGUCGAAUGUAAAAGCAGACGGAGUUGGCAAACUGUACUUAUUGGACAUUGGUUAUAAUUUCCUGACAGGGAAUAUUGGAAGCUGGAUAGGCAAUGAGACAUACCUCGAUAUACUUGUAAUGCGGAACAAUUAUUUGGAGGGUCAGUUCCAAUGUGAAGGGCUUUCGCGAUCUGUGUAUUAUUUAGACCUUUCUCAUAACCUUCUUUCGGGUACUUUGCCUUUUUGCUAUCGUCUACAGCAUUUACACUUACAAGGAAACAAAUUCAGUGGAUUAAUAUCAGAAACAUUUCUAAAUACGUCACAUCUUUCGGUAUUGAACCUCAGAGAUAACAACCUGUCAGGAAUCAUUCCUGAUAUGAUUGGUUCGCUUAAUGGCUUGAGAGUUCUUCUGUUAAGUGGAAAUCUUCUGACCGGUUUGAUUCCAAAGCAAUUUUGUCAAUUGAAACAAUUAAGCAUGUUGGAUCUCUCCAACAACUCCUUUUCUGGGUCGAUUCCCCCCUGCUUCCAGGAUAUCAGCUUUGGAAAGAUCGGGCCUCACCAAUUAGACAUUGCACAAGAAAAAGUUUCUAAUGAAUGGGAUUACAUUACAUAUUUCAGAUAUGGAACUCUAAAAAAGGAAUAUAAACUUCAUAGCAGUGCUGAUCAAUCUUUCACACAUGUGGAAGUUGACUUUUUAACGAAACACAGGUCUGGUACCUACAAAGGGGACAUUCUAAAUUUAAUGUCGGGACUAGAUUUGUCUUGUAAUAAUCUGUCAGGUGGGAUCCCGCAUGAGUUUGGGAAUCUAUCCUGGAUUCACGCACUGAACUUAUCCCACAAUCAGUUGACAGGACCAAUCCCGAAAUCUUUCUCAAAUCUCAGCCAAAUUGAAAGUUUAGAUCUUUCCCAUAAUAGUUUGAGUGGAGAAAUCCCUUCAACACUGAUCAAUCUCCAUUUCCUGGAAGUAUUCAGUGUGGCAUACAACAACUUAUCAGGCAAAAUACCAGAUAUGAAAGCUCAAUUUGGGACAUUUGAUAGAAGCAGUUACGAAGGGAAUCCAUAUCUUUGUGGACAGCUAUUAAGCCAGAACUGCAGCACUAAGUCACCUCAUCCUCCAAAAAUAUUUGUGGAUGGAAGUGAGGAGAAGUGGUAUGUUAUUGAUCCUGUGGUGUUUUCCGCAACUUUUAGCACAGCAUACUUCAUUUUCUUCCUUAGUUCCAUAAUACUUCUCUAUGUCAAUCCUUACUGGCGAAGAAGGUGGUUUGAUUUCUUUGAAGAUCAUAUAUAUUAUGCUGGGUAUGAUUUCAUUUCCAGUUUUCUCCACAACUCAUGUGCUAAAUUGUGUCCUUAG
Messenger RNA from Durio zibethinus, 3243 nucleotides. Its product is annotated as receptor-like protein 14. Lineage: Eukaryota; Viridiplantae; Streptophyta; Magnoliopsida; Malvales; Malvaceae. The record is from RefSeq and is a predicted model, not a curated record. Gene Ontology annotation, molecular function: protein binding.